Molecule: messenger RNA, 810 nt
Organism: Euleptes europaea (tarantolino)
Lineage: Eukaryota; Metazoa; Chordata; Lepidosauria; Squamata; Sphaerodactylidae
Gene: C10H13orf42
Product: chromosome 10 C13orf42 homolog
Exons: 3
Coding region: 1-810 (269 amino acids)
Source: RefSeq, a predicted model, not a curated record
AUGAUCAGAAAGAUACACUCAAUAUUUCACCCCAGUUCCCGCAGGAGGAGCCUGAUCGAUAGAAUUCCAGUUUAUGAGGGCUCUGAAGUCCGGUUGAUCCGUAGCACCUCUAUGUACGUUCUUGGAGGUGAGGAUCAGGAAUUUACUGAACCCUUGAAAAAAUCCAAAAGCACCACCAGCAUAGACUCAGCUGCCUGCAUCCAUCUCAAGGAGGAAGAAAGAGCAUGGAUGUACUCCAAGACCCAAGACUGCUUGCAGUACUUACAAGACUUAUUAGCCUUGAGGAAAAAAUACAUUGAAAGCAUCAAAGAUUUGAAAUCCAUGGACAAAGCCCGUGAGAUUUCCCCAAUAUCUACAAAAUCUUCCAAGACAGGAAAAAAGCCACAAACCCCAGUUCCGCCCACACCAUCUUCCAAGAACUCAGCAGAGAGAAAAACCUCACAGUUCGCUUCGGAUGUGAGGGAGGCAAUUGCCUAUUUUGACUCAGUUAUUGCAGAACUGGAUGCAGAAAGGCAGCGGAAAAUUGUUGUGAGGGAUUAUCGACAUGCGGAUGUUGAUUUUGAUGUUGUCACUAGCUCACGAGAACACAGCUUACAUUCCAACUGGAUCCUUCGCGCCCCACGGAAACAGUCCCAAGACACCGUCCACGAAUCAAAGAAACCAAGCCAAUCAGAAAGAAAGAACCGAGAAAGAACGGUCAGCUCCAGAAAGAAAAUAGAAAGAUAUCCAAUAUAUCUGCCUAAAGCUGUGGAGGGAGCAUUCAAUACUUUGAAAUUUAAACCCAAAAUGUGCCCAAAGGAACCGCUCUAG